Lutzomyia longipalpis is the source of this 4223-nucleotide messenger RNA. RefSeq names its product zinc finger protein 271-like. The coding region runs from base 533 to 2821 and encodes 762 amino acids. The transcript is spliced from 9 exons. Lineage: Eukaryota; Metazoa; Arthropoda; Insecta; Diptera; Psychodidae. The record is from RefSeq and is a predicted model, not a curated record.
AGAGAAAAUGGCGAAGCGUUUUUUGAUAAAAUAAAUCCGUGAUUAAUUUUGUGGCCGAUAAAUGUACAUAAACGGGGAAAAGUGGUGGAAAAGCGUGAUCUAACGUGUGCAUAGGUGUGCGGCGAAGGUGCCGCAAGGUAAACUGUGCGUGCAGAUGAAUGGGUUUUGUGGGAAAUGUUGUGGCUAGGCCAGGGGAAGAAAAUCAAUUAUCACAGAAACUUUGAUUGGAAAUUAUCAUUGCUGCUAAGCACGCACCACCGUGAGUCCGUGAGGUGAAAUAUUGUGCAAGAAUUGUGCCAAUUUCGCUCGCAGAAGCGGCCAAGAUUAUUUUUGUGUAAAUAAUAAUUUCCCCGCACAAAAAAAAAGCGAGAGACCCUCCGGAGAGCCAUCCCCCCAUUUGGAAAUUCUCUCUCCCCAAUUUGGCGGAGGGAUUUUAAUUGAUGAGACAAUUCCAAAUGGUAGCAAUGUCGUCAAAUGGAGAUGCAAAUCAUCAUUUGCCGGAGUUUUUCUGAAUUUCAUAUCAGCAGCUGCGAUGGACUUCCGGGCUCCGGAUGGAUCUAUACUGAAGAUAUCUAGUGGAUUUCCUGAACCUGACAUUGGUAAAGCUUUAGGUGUUGAGAUGUAUAAGGUAAAUAUUGAGGAUCUCAGUCAAUUUCUAUCAUAUCAUGAAGUGUUCGGGAAGUUACCCAAUGAAGCCGCACCAACGGCUUCGGGUAUUAAUAUCGCCACCACGGCUGGAACACUGAAUAUUGUUAGUAGUAGUAACAAUGCAAUGCAACCGCCGCCACAUCCACCUGUGGCUAAUAUCCCAGGGGAACCGGCACCGCCGUCUGUGAGUUCGGCUCCGCCGUCCAUUGUGACGUCUGUGCCGCCCGUAGAUACAAAGAUGGAGCCACCAAGUGGUCUCAAUUCUGACCCAUCAAUGCCACCCAAUUCGGGUGAGAGUCCCGUGAUUGUUCCGCUGUCGCAUUCCUGUGACAUCUGUGGGAAGAUGUUCCCCUUUCGUUACCAAUUAAUUGUGCACAGGCGGUAUCACAAUGAACGCAAGCCAUUCACGUGCCAGGUGUGCGGGCAGGGAUUCACAAAUACGGCGGACCUUUCGCGUCACGGGAAAUCACACAUUGGUGGCCCAAUGUUCAUGUGCACCGUGUGCUUUCACGUGUUCGCAAAUGAUAGUAGUCUCGAGCGUCAUAUGAAGCGCCAUUCGACCGAUAAGCCAUUCGCAUGUACAAUAUGUCAAAAGACAUUUGCAAGGAAAGAGCAUUUGGAUAAUCACAUACGGAGUCAUACGGGGGAGACACCCUUUAGAUGUCAGUAUUGUGCAAAGAAUUUCACAAGGAAGGAGCAUAUGGUGAAUCACGAGAGGAAACAUACAGGGGAAACGCCACAUCGUUGUGAUAUAUGCAAGAAAUCUUUUACACGGAAGGAGCACUACGUGAAUCACUACAUGUGGCAUACGGGUGAGACGCCGCAUCAGUGCCAGGUGUGCGGGAAGAAGUACACAAGAAAGGAGCACUUGGCAAAUCAUAUGAGAUCACAUACGAAUGAGACGCCAUUUAGGUGCGAAAUAUGCGGAAAGUCCUUCACGCGAAAGGAACACUUUACUAAUCACAUUAUGUGGCAUACGGGUGAGACACCUCAUCGAUGUGAUUUUUGCUCUAAAACUUUUACACGCAAGGAGCACCUAUUGAAUCAUGUGCGUCAACAUACAGGUGAAUCCCCACAUAGAUGCACCUACUGCAUGAAGUCAUUCACGAGGAAGGAGCAUCUUGUUAAUCACAUCAGGCAGCAUACGGGGGAGACGCCCUUCAAGUGCACCUACUGCACAAAGGCCUUUACGAGAAAGGAUCACUUGGUAAAUCACGUGAGACAACACACAGGUGAAUCUCCUCACAAGUGCACCUAUUGCUCCAAGAGUUUCACGAGGAAGGAACACCUGACAAAUCAUGUGCGUCAGCACACAGGAGAGUCACCACAUCGAUGCACAUUCUGUAUGAAGUCUUUCACGAGAAAGGAGCAUUUGACCAAUCAUAUUCGAAUACAUACUGGAGACUCUCCACAUCGAUGUGAAUUCUGCCAAAAAACCUUUACAAGGAAAGAACAUCUCACGAAUCAUUUGAGACAACAUUCCAGCGAGAAUCCUCAUUGUUGCAAUGUGUGCAAUAAACCAUUCACCAGGAAGGAACAUUUGAUUAACCACAUUAGUCGAUCCCACACUGGCGAGAGACCCUUUGCAUGCAAUGAGUGUGGAAAAUCAUUUCCACUCAAGGGAAAUUUACUCUUUCAUCAGCGAAGUCACAAUAAGGGCGCAGCAGCUGAGCGUCCAUUCCGCUGUGAUUUAUGUCCUAAGGAUUUUAUAUGCAAAGGUCAUUUGGUAUCACAUCGGAGAUCUCAUUCGGACGAGAAGCCAUAUGUUUGUAUUCACUGUGGAAAGUCAUUUGUUGAGAAGGGUAAUAUGUUGAGGCAUAUUAAGAAGAAUCACCCUCAGGCAGCCCCCGUUGUUCUGGAGCCUCAAGUGAUCAUUUCACAUCAAAAGGCCGCCCUUCUGUCACCGCAAAUUCCUCCACCGAGGCCUAUAUCCAGCACAACGGAAACAAUGAGUUCACUCCCGGUGACAUCAACAAUAACUUCCCAUAUUCUCCAACAUACAAACUCCCAGACUGCACUCAGGCUUCUACAUAGCAGUGAACCACCACCUCCGCCACCGCCACCAAUUCCGGGUCAUCCACCGGAGAAUUCAGUGUCAUCGCUGCAGGUGAAUUUACACAAUCACAAUCCAGUCAAUGUUCCACCUCCACCGCAUUCACAAUUGAAGCCCUAGAAUAUAUAUCAAUCCCCCCAACUUCGUCCCUCUGUUGUGAGCGGUUUAGAGGAACACCACAAAUGCGCGCUCAGAGCAAUUUGAUAAAGUGAGUAAAACAAAAAAAACACAGAAAGUAAAACAAAUUUAAACAUGAAACGUAUCAAAUGAAAUAAUAAUGAAAAAAAAAGAUUCGUGUAACCAGAAGAUAUUGGAUACCAAUGAAAAAAAAAUUAAUCGGCAAUAUCUUGUGAUUGAUUCACGUGGAAGAAAAUCUUUUCUAAUAGAAUUUUUUUAAAAUUUAAUUUGAAAUUUGUGACACAGUUUAAAAGGAAAUAUUUUUUAAUUGAAUUACUUUGGCUGGAAACAAUAAAUCUUAUUAGAAAAAAAUAUUAAAAAGGAAGGAAAGGUUUAUCAAAUUCUUUUAAUUUUACGGAGGAGUUGGUAAGUUAUUUUUACGAUUAUUUCUUACCAAAUAUGUUAACGUAAUGGUUAAAGGCACACCAGAUGAACUUGAUUGCAAAGAAAGAUUUUUUGUUUACAGAUUCUUGUUCUUGAUGAGAUCUUUAUCAAUUUUCUAACUUCUUUUUCUUCUCAAAAAAUCUUUCAUGAGCAUUUUUAUUAGGUUGAAAAGACAGGUCGUAAUUAGUUUUUCUUUGUGUCUCACAAUAAAUCAAAUUUUAUCUCAUGAAAGAAAUUUCAAUUCAUGACCAUUCAUUACCAAAUUGGCGUAUAACUGAUAAUUGUGAUUUUUGUGCGCAUUUCCGAUAUCUCAUAUCACGAUUUUUUGUGCAAAUUGUUUUUAUCAGAUAUAUUCAGUUUACUUUUUUUUUACAACACCUGGUUAAGAAAAAAUAUCAUUUCAAACUUUCUUUAAAAAAUUCUUUUAUUCUUUAAUUUAAAAUUUCUUAUAUCUUGGAAAAAAAUAAGGAAUCUGGUAGAUCAGUCGGUUAAAACUCCAACUUAAACAUUCGCAAAUACCGAAUGAAGUGAGUUCGAUUCCCGACUGGGCUGAUAUUUUUUUUUCUAACUUCUCAAUAAUCACAGGAUUUUGCCUGAGAAAUUAUUAUUUUAUUGUAUUUGGUAUUUUCAUGGUUACACAAACAUAUAUUAUGAAGGAAAUUGUUGUUGAAAAUUAAUGAAAAAAAAGUAACUGACGAUAAAAUAAAAUGAAACAAAUUAAAUGAAUAAGACUUAAUAUCUUAUUCUCUCAAUGAAAAAUGAUAUAUAAUGAAAGAUAUAAUGCAAAGAAUUUGUAUUUAAUUUUUUUUGAUCUUUAAUUUUUCUUUUUGAAAAAAAAAGAUUGAAAAAUGAAAAGAAAAAAAGAUAAGAAGAAUAAAGUGAGUUUGAGUUAGGAAUUAUAUAAAAAAAAAAGAAAAUAAUAGAAGUUGGAGAAGAAUUUUAUAAAGAACUAUCCCCCAGA